Molecule: messenger RNA, 456 nt
Organism: Fusarium falciforme
Lineage: Eukaryota; Fungi; Ascomycota; Sordariomycetes; Hypocreales; Nectriaceae
Product: Fungal-trans domain-containing protein
Exons: 1
Coding region: 1-456 (151 amino acids)
Biological process (GO): DNA-templated transcription
Cellular component (GO): nucleus
Molecular function (GO): zinc ion binding; DNA binding
Source: RefSeq, a predicted model, not a curated record
AUGGACUCAAAGUCCGAGGCCCUCUAUAUCAGCAUUGGCAUACGGAUGGCUGAAAUUCUCGGAUUUGACACUCCGAACCCUGAAGACUCUCCAAUUUUGCGUGAAACCAAACGCAGAGUGUGGUGGACAUUGUACAUGGCCGACCGAUGGUGCUCUGCGGGAUGCAACUUGCGGAGGGCCAUGGGAGACUCUGAUCAGGCUUUGGGUCUACCAAUCGAUGAAUAUGUCUUUCACCGCCUCGAUGGCAAUUCAACUGACUCUGAUCUUGUCCGCCAGGCUACCCCGGGUCUGUGGGCAUACAAUAUUAUGCUGGAAGAGCAGUUUGGACCAAUUCAUGACUUGAAUAAGCAGUUGGUUCAGGGUGAGCUCACCGACGACUUUGUUGAACAACGUGUCGCAGUACUUGCGGAAAACCUUCGCCUCUGGCAAGCCGGGCUUCCAGACGACAAAGAAUGA